CGCAUUUGGUCCCCUCUCUCUCGUUUUCCUCUGAAUCAGAAACGACCCCUUCUCCUCCGUUUUCAAGCUCGAUUUCAUUUUCGUUCCGCCUCUUCGAUUGUCAACACGAAACCUGAUCAUCAAACGAGCCCUAAACGAAACUAACUAGCCACCCUUUUCUUAGCCGCCGUCCUCUCUUCUUCUUCGUCGCAUGCCUCUCAUCGAUCACCUCUCUCGGAAGCCAUGGUGACGGCGAGGGCCUCGAUCGACGUGGCGGAAGGGAUGAAGGAGAUGGGAACCAUCGGCGACGGAGACAGAUCGUUUCCAGCCGAGAUGGCGAUGAGGCAGAGAGAGCAAAAAAAAUUUUAUUCUAAUAAAAUACAUCCGUAAUAAACUGAACCCAUCUCCAUCACCGUCGCCGUCAUUAUCCUCGCCCCAUCGUCGGUCACUAAUUCCCACUACCGACCGUCGCUGAUUCCUACCAUCAACCGUCUUCAUCAAUGUUAUCGUCAUUCUCAUCACAGCAUGGAGAAGGGGCACAUGAGUUGAUUCCUGCAAUUUGGUGAAGGGAUAUACCCGACUGGGAGUUGAUUUCGGGGGAAGUGAGAUAGGAAAGACA
Messenger RNA from Linum tenue, 598 nucleotides. Lineage: Eukaryota; Viridiplantae; Streptophyta; Magnoliopsida; Malpighiales; Linaceae. The record is from the annotation of a GenBank genome assembly.